CUCGAAAGUGGCGCAUCUUCAUAGAUAUCGUCAACAAUCUAAAGAGCGAUGCAUUACGUCGACAAUGACAGUGGUGAGUGGGACUUGUCAGCAGUGCACCAAGUAAUAAAUCCAACUGUCGCUGCGAAGAAUCCACCUAUUACUUUGUCCCAAAUCAGAAGGCGUCUGGUGGUCGAAAUUAUGCAGAACGACCCCCACCUGCCCCCACCACAGUACCCAUUGAUGAUAACUUCGAUGCAUUCACCAUCGAGUGCAAUCAAGAGACCGUGUACAACGAGUGGACAAAUGGUCACGAAGCCCAUCGUCGCCAAAGUGAUCGCUCAAAUGGGGAAGCCCAUCCUGAUUAUGGAAGAUACAUGAACGAGAUGGGCAAAGUCUUCGGCAGCGAUGUCGAUGUCGAAGUGACGUUGAGAAGAGCUAGGAGCCCCAGUGGUAGAAGUGGAGAUAGAUUAAAAGAAGUUCAAGAGAUGGGCGAUGGGUUAAGAAGAGGCUCCAGCCUUACGAGUCUCA
Molecule: messenger RNA, 510 nt
Organism: Serpula lacrymans var. lacrymans S7.9
Lineage: Eukaryota; Fungi; Basidiomycota; Agaricomycetes; Boletales; Serpulaceae
Exons: 1
Coding region: 49-360 (103 amino acids)
Source: RefSeq, a predicted model, not a curated record